CUUAUAUUCUACUAUUUAGAUUUCUGCCGUCGGAAUAUAAUUAUACUACGCGAUAGAUUAAUAGGCUUUAUAGACUUUAGGUAUACAGGUUUUUUCCCUUGCUUUUUCGAAAUUAUUUCCUUAGAAUACUUAAAUCCCUAUAAUCCUAAUUAUACCGGGCUAUUUAAAGCAGCGGCGAUAUAA
Messenger RNA from Mytilinidion resinicola, 183 nucleotides. RefSeq lists its product as uncharacterized. The annotation marks the transcript as partial. The transcript has a single exon. The record is from RefSeq and is a predicted model, not a curated record. Lineage: Eukaryota; Fungi; Ascomycota; Dothideomycetes; Mytilinidiales; Mytilinidiaceae.